This is a messenger RNA of Polypterus senegalus (gray bichir), 2035 nucleotides long. It is a transcript of the gene vipr2, whose product is annotated as vasoactive intestinal peptide receptor 2. The coding region runs from base 263 to 1579 and encodes 438 amino acids. Gene Ontology annotation, cellular component: plasma membrane. NCBI's taxonomy places the organism in Eukaryota, Metazoa, Chordata, Cladistia, Polypteriformes, Polypteridae. Gene Ontology annotation, biological process: adenylate cyclase-modulating G protein-coupled receptor signaling pathway; cell surface receptor signaling pathway. The transcript is spliced from 13 exons. Gene Ontology annotation, molecular function: peptide hormone binding; G protein-coupled peptide receptor activity; vasoactive intestinal polypeptide receptor activity. The record is from RefSeq and is a predicted model, not a curated record.
GACACAACCAAACCUGAGGUGGUUGGUGGCGGAUACCUUUAAUUUCCACUUGAGUAUUCAAUUUAAUUCUUUUAAGGUUUCUUUCCGGAUUUACUACCGACUUUUUGUAAACUCAUCUUCACAUUCAAUUUGAAAACAAAACUUUUUUUUUUAUGAUUUGAGUUUUUGCUACUCACUUGUCUCACCUUUUUUAUGAAACUGGAUCUCAUGAUUUUUAAACGGAAUACCCACGUUUUUCAGAGGUGACCCGUCAGCUGUUAGAAUGAAGAAUAUCCUAAUCAUCAUCUGCUCCAUGUUUUGGAGUCUGGCAUUUGUGAAUGGAAUGCAUCCAGAAUGCCGCUUUCUCUUAGAGAUUCAACAAGAAGCAAUAGAAUGUGAGGAAAUACUGAAACAAAUUGGGCCCUCAAACAGUCAAGGGUGCGAAGGAAAGUGGGAUAACCUUACCUGCUGGAAACCAGCUGUUAUUGGAGAAACAGUUACUGUCCCUUGCCCAAAAAUGUUUGGCAACUUUUUCAGCAAACCAGGCAAUAUAAGCAAAAACUGUACAGCAAAGGGAUGGUCAAAGAUAUUUCCAAAUAUAAUAAGUGCUUGUGGAUUUAAUGCAAAUGUAUCUGAAGAUAAGCUGACUUUCUUUUUGGUGGUGAAGGCCUUCUACACAUUGGGACACAGCCUCUCAUUGAUUGCCCUUAUUAUAGGCAGUGCCAUUCUUUGUAUUUUUAGAAAACUUCACUGUACACGAAACUACAUCCACCUGAACCUCUUCUUCUCAUUCAUUCUGAAAGCAAUCUCAGUUUUUAUCAAGGAUCAUAUUCUUUACUCAGAAAGCAAUUCUAAUAUGCAGUGCUUAGAGCAAGAACCUUCACUGCUUGGCUGCAAGGCAGUUAUGGUCAUUUUUCAGUACUGCGUUAUGGCAAACUUUUUCUGGCUCUUAGUUGAAGGCCUGUACCUUCACACUCUCCUGGUCAUUAUAUUUUCUGAAAACCGGCACUUCAUUGUGUAUCUCCUCAUUGGUUGGGGAAUUCCAUUAAUAUUUGUUACUGCUUGGACACUGACUAAGUUAUAUUUGGAAGACACUGGGUGCUGGGACACAAAGGAAGGCAACAUCCCCUGGUGGAUUAUCCGAGGACCAAUAAUAAUUUCCAUCAUUGUAAAUUUUAUUGUUUUCAUCAGCAUCAUAAGAAUUCUAAUGCAGAAGUUAAGCUCACCAGAUGUAGGAGGCAAUGACCAAUCACAGUACAAGAGGCUAACAAAAUCCACUCUCCUUCUGAUUCCUUUGUUUGGAGUCCACUAUAUUAUUUUUAUUUCACAACCUGAUGACAGCAUGCAUCAGAUCAUUUUUGAACUGGCCAUUGGUUCAUUCCAGGGACUUGUGGUUGCUGUUCUGUAUUGCUUUCUGAACAGUGAGGUGCAAUGUGAACUCAAAAGAAAAUGGAGGAGCAUUUGUUUGAACCAGUAUGUGGGCCGAGACUACCGACUACACAGUUCAUCCAUCUCCAGAAACGGUUCGGAGAGCAAGUCCCAUUUCCACCGUAAUUCAAGGGCUCAGUCAUUCCUUCAAACAGAAACAUCUGUUGUGUGAGUGAAGCUCAAGUUCUUUUGAGGAGAAUGGAAUAACCCUGUACAUAGUGUAAUAUGAAUAUUGUGUUAGAACUUUGUCGACUACAUACUUUAUAAAGAUUUUUCUUUGCACAUACAUUAUUGACCACGUAAUUAUCUUAUUGCGCAUUUAUAUUUUAUUCUAAUGUUUUAUCAGUAAUGCUCAUUUAAAUAUACUAUAUUAUGAAAGCUUCACUUUUGUUUAGCUUUUCAAAAGAAUUGUAUGAGCAACACGUUCAUGUCAGUGACUACAUCAUCUUUACCAAAUAAAACCUGAAUGUCUCUCAACAAGACCAGCCUCAUGGCACACCAUGUACAGUACAGUAAAUGUGAUUUUUCGAUUGUACAAAAUUGUUACUCUUUUUUUCUUGUCCCUUUUUUACAAUCAUUGUUAACACUAAGAGCUGAACUUGGUGUAAUAAAAGAGUAAAAAAGCAAA